Planococcus citri (citrus mealybug) is the source of this 10625-nucleotide messenger RNA. RefSeq names its product ankyrin repeat domain-containing protein 17-like. Gene Ontology annotation, biological process: innate immune response. Lineage: Eukaryota; Metazoa; Arthropoda; Insecta; Hemiptera; Pseudococcidae. The record is from RefSeq and is a predicted model, not a curated record. Gene Ontology annotation, cellular component: cytoplasm. The coding region runs from base 152 to 10138 and encodes 3328 amino acids. The transcript has 43 exons. Gene Ontology annotation, molecular function: protein binding; RNA binding.
GUGGUAGGAGAAUUUUACCGUAGACAUGGCUAAUUUGUUAAUGAAUCGCAAUUAUAUUUCGCAGAAUAACGUCGUAAUUUGUUUGUAACAUUAAUAUAUAAUUUACGUGUGAUUUUAAGUGUGAUGUUAUGAUUAUUUGAUAAAUGUAAAAAUGCAGAAUGUUGCAACCGCUGAAACCGAUAUUAAACUAGAAUCCGAAAUUAAUAAUGGUUCUAAAGUAGGCAAUUCGUCGACACCCAGUUCACCGAGGAGCCCACCUUGUUCUCCACCGUGUACUCCUCCAGAUACACCACCAGAUAGAUUAUCCGAUUCAUUUCAAUAUUUGACCGAUUCCUCGGGAAGCGGAGACGAAGAUAUUUCCGAAGUCGAUUCCUUUAUUAUUGAUGCCGAUGAAUUACCGGAGGAGACGAGGGCGCGUUUAAGUUCGAAAUUACUCCUGUCAGACGACGGCGGGGAGAAAACUGUCGAUCCUGAAACUCAAGCUAGAUUGCAGUCCUUACUCAAAGCAGCAGGUAUUAAUAAAUUAACAGCCGGUGAUGGUAAACAAUUAGCAGAUCCAGAAGUGUUGCGGCGUCUAACCUCCAGCGUAUCUUGUGCACUGGACGAAGCAGCGGCAGCAUUGACAAGGAUGAGAAGCGAUAGCAGACAAGCCAAUAAAAGGGCUUUAAUCAAAGCAUGUACCCAAGGAAAUGUAACUGCCGUAAGGAAGCUGCUGAAACAAGGCAUCUCUGUCAAUGAAACUUCCGAAGAAGGCGAAAGUUUACUAUCGUUGGCUUGCUCAGCAGGAUAUUACGAAUUAGCGCAGGUAUUAUUAGCCAUGCAUGCCAGUGUCGAAGACAGAGGCUCGAAAGGAGACUGUACCCCUUUGAUGGAAGCUGCCUCGGCCGGAUAUGUAGAUAUUGUUAGAUUACUAUUGGCUCACGGUGCGGAUGUAAACGCGCAGUCAGCUACUGGUAAUACACCACUCAUGUACGCCUGUGCCGGCGGACACGUUCAAACCGUUCGUGUUCUUCUGGAUGCAGAUGCGAAUGUCGAAGAUCAUAAUGAAAAUGGUCAUACACCUUUGAUGGAAGCUGCCAGUGCCGGCCAUGUCGAAGUUGCCAAGAUGCUACUCGAACAAGGUGCCGGCAUCAAUACCCAUUCUAAUGAAUUUAAAGAAUCCGCCCUCACGUUAGCGUGUUAUAAAGGUCAUUUAGAAAUGGUUAAUUUUCUGUUACAAGCUGGAGCGGACCAGGAGCAUAAAACCGACGAGAUGCAUACUGCAUUAAUGGAGGCGUCUAUGGAUGGUCAUGUUGAAGUAGCAAAACUGCUGCUGGAUUCCGGUGCCCAAGUCAAUAUGCCUACGGAUAGUUUCGAAUCACCUUUAACAUUAGCCGCAUGCGGAGGUCAUGUAGAUUUAGCCAUCCUAUUAAUAGAACGCGGAGCAAAUAUCGAAGAAGUCAACGACGAAGGGUAUACGCCUUUGAUGGAAGCAGCCCGAGAAGGACACGAGGAUAUGGUGGCGGUUUUACUACAAAGAGGUGCUCGUAUCAACGCUCAAACCGAAGAAACGCAAGAGACAGCUCUAACGUUAGCGUGUUGCGGCGGUUUCAUCGAAGUAGCCGAUUACCUAAUCAAACAAGGCGCCGAUUUAGAGCUGGGCGCUUCGACACCGCUAAUGGAAGCCGCGCAAGAAGGCCACCUGGAGCUUGUGAGGUAUCUAUUAGAGGCCGGAGCCAAUGUUCAUGCGCAUACGCAGACAGCCGACACUGCCCUUACGUACGCCUGCGAAAAUGGCCAUACCGACGUAGCUGACCUAUUAUUGCAAUACGGCGCACAUCUCGAACACGAAUCCGAAGGAGGACGGACACCGUUAAUGAAAGCGUGCAGAGCCGGACAUCUAUGCACAGUGCAGUUCCUAGUGUCGAAAAAAGCCGACAUCAAUCGUCGUACCACCAAUAACGACCAUACCCCGUUAUCUUUAGCCUGUGCAGGAGGUCAUUUCGCUAUCGUGCAGUUUUUACUCGAUGCUGGAGCUGACAUGUUCCAUAAAUUAAAGGAUAAUUCCACGAUGCUCAUCGAGGCGGCCAAGGGUGGUCAUACGAACGUCGUUCAGUUAUUGUUAGAUUACCCGAAUCUGUGCGCGAACAUGGAAAAUAAUAUGGUCGUCGCGACAUCAUCAGCUGUUGGCAGCACUUCGACAACGGCCACCGCUACCCAGACAUGUACCGUUCCAACUUCUGUCUCAUCUGAUGCGCAGAAAAGUACCGCCGUUGCUGCUGCCCGCAAUAAUAUGGUUGUUUCGGGAUCUGCGAAUAAUUCGAUCACCUGUGUUAAUAACAAUAACGGUAACCAAAAAGUUACCACCAACGGUGUAAAACAGAUCGCCACCGCUGUGUCGAAAACGGUGGUCAGAAAGUCUUCUCGUGAUCCGCGUCUGGUUGAUCCUCGGAUAUCCGAUAAAUUUCCUAGUGUCGAAACGAAGAAGACAAUUUCUUCGCAAGAGAAUAAAAAGAUUGAUUAUUAUCGAGGGGAUAUGGCCAAAGGUGUGAAAAUGAUGGUGGAAGAAGCGCGUCUGAACCAGCAAACGCUCCAGCUGCAACAAAAACAACAACUGCAACAGCAACUCCAUCAACAGCAACAGCUACAGCAGCAAUUGCAACAACAGCAACAGAAACCGUCACCUUCGCCAUCGCCGUCGUCGCAGAAAGAUCUAUCUUCGCAGCAACAGCAACAACAACAACAACUACAACAGCAAGUUAAAUCACACCCCGAAAGUACAUGGCAGUUUGAUGAACAGUGUCAAGAUGAACUGCAUAGUCAAAGCAUCGUAGAAGAGUUACAGAGGGUAGAACAAGAGAUGAAAGGUAACGGAAUGGGGAACACGAUGGUGCCUGUUUCCGCAUCGAGUGAUGCUAAUAAAGAUCCGAGUAAUUGUCGAACUGUCAUUUGUUCUGUGGAGCCGCUGUUCUCGAAUAACACGGGUACGACUGGUAGCCAGGUUAUGCCGGUGAAUAGCGUCAAUGUGCCAGCCAAUAUGUCGAAUGGAGAUGCCUCGAAUUUACCCCCGCCACCGCCACUUAUUCCUAUUUCGGAAGUGUUACAGUCUACGGCGAUUAGCGAUCGACCGAAAGCCAAACCGACGAAAAAAGAAGGCAAAAUGCUGCGUAAGCAGAACAUUCACGCGCAACUGCAACAACACUUGUUACAAUUACAGCAUCAGCAAAUGCAGCAGCAGCAACAACAGCAACAACUUCAACAGCCACCUUCGCAACAGCAACAACAACAAAACACGCCACCGCAUCAGUUACAACCAUCACCGAUUUCGUCGCCUCCGCCGUCGUCGACCUCGUCGUCGUCGUCGGCUGCGGCAGCAGCGGCGGCCGCUGCAGCAGCCGCUGCGGCUGCAAAUAUCAGGCAGAUGAAUAACCACGAAGAACAGGUGAUGCAGUCAUCAGUAUAUCAAGCGGCUAUUCAACAACAACAAUCUCAAGCGCUUCAUUUGAAACAUUUAGCUCAAAUAAACGCCCAGUUGCAACAACAGGUGAUUAAGAACCAACAGCAGAUCGAAAUGCAUCAGCAACAGCAGCAACAACAACAGCAGUUGCUGCAGCAAUCGUCGCAACAACCUCAGCUCAUCGGGUCUGGUACCAUAACGGUGGCUACGAAUGCACCUAAUUUGGCGGAGAUCUUCAACCAUCAAGAGUUGCUGGCGCAGAUACAGCAGAUGGAUUCGAAUUUCGCCAAGAGUUUUCCCGAUUUCGCCGAAAAGGCCAUCGAGAAAGAGAUGAGGGCUAUGCAGCAGAUGAUGUCGUGCGAUAUGAUACAGGAGUCUUUGCAAAGGUGUCAUUUUUUAGCCUCCAUUUCGGAAGACGAAGUGCUGGAUAUUAGUAAGAUCAAAACCGCCGAAGCCGAGUUGCUCGAGAACAUGGAGGCGUUUUCGUUGGAGGAUGCCACGAACAGUACCAUUACGAUAGAAGAGAAAAGGCUGUGCGAUGCGCAUCAACAUGCCGGUGCGACGCUGCUCGAAGCUGCAAUGAAAAAUGGCGACAAGUCGCUGAUUGAGAAGCACAGCUUUAUUGCUGCUCAUGAUAACCAAACUUUACUACCGGAAUGUAAUCAAACCGGAUUAGCCAAUUUGACAUUCGAUCAACAAACGUGUAUUCAGUUAUUUUCAAUGUCGCAACAACCUGGAAACCAAACGCUGCAACAAGCCCAAUCCGCUACCCAACCACUGGCGGAAUUACCGUCCUCGCCUCAAACCAAAUCGCCAUCGUCAUCUGCCGCUGCGCAGCAGAUGGCGCAGCAAGCUACGGCUGCUGCCGUAGCGGCCCAACAGCUCCACCAACAACAGCUGCAACAGCAACAGCAACAGAUAUCAACGUCAUCGUCGUCUUCGUCGUCAUCAUCGUCAACGACGGCUACUACGACGACGCUGGGGCAAACGUUGCAUAGUCAACCAUCAGCGUCAACGACGGCGACUGCAACGACGACGACAACUAAACUGAAACCGAAUCAGAAACCGGUUGUGUUGGCGUCCACUCAGCAGCAAAUCCAACAGUUGAAACAACAACAAUUGCAGCAGCAACAGCAACAACAGAAACAGAAGCAGUUGCAAAUGCAGCAACAGAAACAACUGUUGCAGCAGCAGCAGAAACAGCAAAUGCAGCAAAUGCAACAGCAUCAUUUUCAACAACUGCAAAAACUUAACCCUCCUAAACAGCAGCAAGCUGCUCAACAGAGUUGUAAUGUGGAUUCGUUAUCGAUGAAUUCGCAAGCUCGACAGGAGCUUCAUCGGCAUCUGAACGAGAUGAAGGCGAUUGCUCAGAGUACCGCUGUUGCUGCGCAACAGACUCAUAAUCCAGUGACCAAAUGUGUAGCUGACUCGACGGUGAGCCAUACAGCGACGUCUACACAAACUACCGUUGCUACUACUAUCAAGAAAAAACUACCGUUCGAUGAUGCCGCCGGCGCUCUUACCAAGCUGGCAAUUGGCAAGAAAAUGCGGACGGUGAAUCCGCGAGUUCCUCCUAACGCUGGUGCCCAUGUUAAAGAUGAUGGAAAUGUUGCACGAGUACCUUCGACAAAUGUCGCUUACAACCAGAAUUUCUCGAUGGAUGUUGACUCGGAAACGGAAAGUAACCAUGAUACGGCGUUAACUUUGGCUUGUGCCGGAGGGCACGAAGAACUCGUCGAGUUGCUGUUGAGCCGAGGAGCCGAUAUAGAACAUCGAGAUAAAAAAGGAUUCACUCCGUUGAUAUUAGCUGCAACUGCUGGUCAUGAGAAAGUAGUGGAAUUGUUGAUAAAUCACAACGCCGAUAUCGAAGCCCAAUCUGAGCGAACAAAAGACACUCCUUUGUCGUUAGCGUGUUCCGGUGGCAGAUACGAGGUGGUCGAUCUAUUACUGGGACGUGGUGCGAAUAAGGAACAUCGAAACGUAUCUGAUUAUACUCCAUUAAGCCUGGCUGCUUCCGGAGGAUAUGUUAACAUUAUCAAAUUAUUGUUAUCUCACGGAGCUGAGAUCAAUUCAAGGACUGGAUCUAAGCUCGGUAUAUCACCGUUGAUGUUGGCUGCUAUGAAUGGUCAUACAGCCGCUGUGAAACUAUUACUGGAUAUGGGAAGUGAUAUCAAUGCCCAAAUAGAGACCAAUCGAAAUACCGCCCUUACCUUAGCGUGUUUUCAAGGCAGACACGAAGUCGUUUCGCUCCUUCUGGAAAGGAAAGCCAAUGUUGAACAUAGAGCCAAGACUGGCCUAACCCCAUUAAUGGAAGCAGCUAGCGGAGGCUACGUGGACGUUGGUAGAGUUCUGCUGGAAAAAGGUGCCGAUGUAAACGCCCCUCCUGUGCCAUCGUCUAGAGAUACCGCUCUAACGAUCGCAUCCGAUAAAGGACACGUUAAAUUUGUCGAAUUACUUAUAACCAAAGGAGCGCAAGUAGAAGUGAAAAAUAAAAAAGGAAAUUCACCUAUGUGGUUAGCUGCCAACGGAGGCCAUUUACAAGUCGUCGAACUCUUAUUUAAAGUCGGGGCUGAUAUCGAUUCGCAAGAUAAUCGAAAGGUUUCAUGUUUGAUGGCAGCGUUCAGAAAAGGUCACGUGAAAACCGUAUCGUGGAUGGUGAAUCGAGUCAAUCAGUUCCCUAGUGAUCAAGAAAUGACUAGAUAUAUUUCAACUAUCAACGAUAAAGAACUUUUAGAUAAAUGCCAAACUUGUAUGAAUACUAUACGUAUAGCGAAGGAUGAACAAGCCGAGAAAGCUAACGAAUUCGCCACCAUUUUACUCGAAGAAUUAGAUCUCGAGAAAACAAGAGAAGAAUUCAAAAAAAUGGCUGCUGCUCGCAGAAAGGAGCGUAAGAAGAAUAAAAAGUUGCAAAAGAUUUUCGAAAAACGUAAACAACUCGAAACCGAGAACAACGAAGAGUUCUCUGAUGAUCGUAAACAAGACGAAGACGACGUAGACCCCGAUGAGGAAUAUCAGCCGAGUUGUUCGGUGAAAGAGAAAAAGGACUCAACAACAAAACCAUCGGGACGAAAGUUGGACUCCAGUGUUGGUUCCCGAAGCGGUAUAAAAAACUUGGAAGUCGAAGAACCCGACAGUGGCAUCGAUGCGAAUAGCUUAGGUAGCUGUUCUAGCAACGAUAAUAAAAACAUCAGUGCGGAUCAUACGAUGGCGAAGAAAAGAAAAAUCGAGACGGUUGCAACGAAAGUACUUAAGGAUGAGAAGAAAAAGAAGAAAACGAAAGAAAAAAAGACAACUACGAAGGAGCCGGAGAAAGUAAAAGAUAGCAAAACCGUAGCUGCAACCAAGAAAGAGCCAAAGAAAGCCGAAGCAGCUUCGUCCAGCAAAUCGGCGAAUGCGAAAUCGGUGGCGGAAAAUGGUAAAAUAAAGAAAUCAGACGAUUCCAAAAAUGGCUCGGUAACUAGCGAAGAAUCAUCUGGCAAAAAGUCAUCGAAAAAAGAUGGAAAGCUUGUGUUCGAAUCAAGCAACGCCAAGAAUUCGGCGAUAUCGACCGUUGAUAAGGAGGACAGUGAUAAUUUGAUGACGGAACUACAAACUACAACUAAAAAGAAAAAACAGAACAACGUGUUUAAUCACGAAGAUAGCACCAUUAUCGUUGCAUCCGGUGCAUUUUCAUCGAAUGGUAAUAAUACCAGCAGUUCCAAAAGUAAUGCUACAAAUUCCGCUAAUACGAAGAAUUUUACGACAAACAAUUCCAAGCAAAGUGCAAGAAGAGCUACGGGAAAUAACAACGAAGAUGAGUGGAAAGAGGUGGUUAGGAAAUGCCUGAGUCCAACGUACAGAACAAAGAAAGUAUCCGUUCCAUUGUCAGCGAUUAGUCGCGUUAUUGGCCGAGCUGGUUGUAAUAUUAAUGCAAUCAGAACGACAACCGGCGCUCAUAUAGAAAUUGAAAAGCAGGGAAAAAGUCAGGGCGAUCGUAUAAUUUUCAUCAAAGGGUCGAAUGAAGCGACGAAGCAGGCUCACACUUUGAUAAGUGCUCUUAUCGACGAUCCUGAAGUUGAUAUUUCGCAAAUAUUACCAAAAUCAGCCAAAACUAGUACCAAAGGCAAAAGCGUCAGUACUUCGACAACGACAGCGAUAACCAAGAGUACAACGAGUGCUCAACAUGUUGCCACUUCGGUCAGCGCAACUCCUGCCUUUACCAAGACUGUUGCUGCCGCUACCAGUACGACGACUGGUAUGCUCGUUACGACGGCAAAUGCUAUUCGCACGAAUACGACGAACGUUUCUCGGCCAUCGACCAAAAUCUCCACUUCUACGUAUUCCUCUUACGAUAGAAAACCAUCGGCUGGUUCCCAAGCGAUGACCACGACAUCGGUGACAUCGUCUAGCGCGAGCUCUUCGGCACCGGUGAGCAAUACAAAGACAACGAUGUCUUAUACGAGUGCAAUAAUGACUAGUAACAAGGCGCCACCUAAAUCGGCUGUCUCCACCUCGCCUAUCUCAACGACGACCGUUGUAUCGCAAACGUUCGCCGCCAAAGUGAGCAACGACGCGACAUCAGCGAUCGCCUCAACGACGACGCCGAUUCGCGAAAAAGAGACGAUUAUCAAACCACCGAUAGCUCCUCCGCCUCCGACAUCGACAUCGAUAUUCAUCCGGCCACCGCCUAUCGCAUCGGCACCGCCGUCCAUCUCGGCUACGCCCAAUAAACCACCGUUUUCGAUGCAGAAUCAGUCGCAGUCUUCCUCAAUGACGCCGGCCGCCAUUAACCCGGCCACGAUACCUCCGUUACCGGCGCAGAUAUCGCAACAGUUGUCUCAUCCGCCGCCUCCGUUGCCUAGUUCAGUAUCGCCGGUCAGUCUGGCGGGCAAAUUAUCCGAAUUACAGAUUGGUACGAUUUCGAAUGAUGAACCAUCUCCGGUUAGCGCAGCUUCCGAGUACUCGCUGUUCAACGAUACGUUCUCGAAGGUUACGCAGCAGUCGAUGUGGGGUCGAGAUGACGAUGGUAGCGGUCAGAAAGGUGGCAUGAAUUUCGCCAGCGUUGUUACGGCGUCUGGAUCGACUAGUUCGACCGGUGCCAGUUCUAGUUCGCAUACCAAAUUCUUAGAUGCCGAACCUCCUAUUCAGGUGGACGCAUCCAAAGCUCCCGGUUAUCGCGGUACGUCGAUGUGUUCGCCAAAUUUACAAAAACCACCGCCACCGAUACGUUCAACACCGUCGAACGUAACUUCGCUAUCCUUAUCACCGUCCGGCGGCUCGUCGCUGGCCUAUGUCAGCUGCUCGACCAACAGCACCUCGAUGUCCGACCAAAUGGUAGCUCCUAUCACAGCCCCGAUCGCUCGUCCGACCUCAGUACCAUCUUCAGUGGACGGAAGCGGCGUCGGUAGCUCGCAUUCGUCGUCAUUCACUCCACGAGCAUUGUUCCGCGGCGGCAGCAGUAGCGCAGGUACCGGUGGUACUGGCGCCAGCAACAGUUCCGGUGGCGCGGACAAAACAGCCGCUUUAUUUUCACGCGAACAAGCAUUGAAAAUGGUCCAAGGCACGAGCAACGAUUCGGCAGCCAGCCUGUUAUCUCAAUACCACUCGUUGAGCUAUUCGCAACCCCAGGUUACCACGACAGUGAGCAUGUCUCGACUGAAUCCGCGCGCGCCCGAUUUCUCCACCACCAUCAAACCACCCACCGUCUCAAUACCUACCAAUCAACUGCCACCUACGCAUCAGCCUCCGCCGUUGUUCAACCAGCAAUCGUUGACGGCUAACUACAUCUCUUCGCAACAUCCGACCGCCGCUACGGUAAUGGCCAAUUCGAGCAUGAUGUCUUUCCCUAUUAACAAAUACGGCCAGCAGACUUCCCAACGCAACGACUCCACCGUUGCUCAAUGGUCGCUGAUCAACGCUGCCGCUGCGGCCGCCGCUCAGCAUACGAAUUACAACCAGAACGAUCUGAUGAAUUUUACCGCUACACCUACCACGCUCAACAGUCUGAUACAAGCGCAAAAUAACGACAUGUUGGCCGGUCUGGAGAACGGAGCUGCGGCUGCGUUGACUAGCAACGCUCUGAACAUGAGCCCUAACUCGAAUCCGAAUCUGGUCGCCGCUGCCGCAGCCGCAGCAGCCGGAUUGCGUAACGAAGAGCGUAAAAUACCACCUAAACCUAUCGGCACCGAACGAGCGUGGAGAACGGAACGCGAACGCUCGAUGCCACUAGAACAAGACCCGAAUAGCUGGAUUUUGGAUCAGAAAUUAUCGUGGAAUCCGCAAGUGUAUCGCAAUAGCGCUCCGCCGCAAGUUACCGCCGUACAAUCGAGUCCGGGGGUACCGGCGGCCGCUACUCCCUACUCUAGAUUAGCUCAAGUACCGGACGAUAUCCGUCCACAGGUGAUGGACGGUAAUGUUUAUCAAAACGACCAUUAUAACGGAAUGGUGCAAAAUACCGUAUUACCAACCACAUUGCCACCGUUAAUGCCUCACAUGAAUAUGGGUCAAGCUGCGGUCGCUGCUGCUGCAGCAGCCGCCGCCGCCGCUGUAUCCGGUCCUAUGAUGCAGUCUUAUAAUCACGACGUCGGGCAUCCCGAUUCUUUUAAAAUGGAAUCCGGCUGGGAUCCGAGUCGAUUAUGUAUAUCGGAUAUUUCUUUAAACACAGACAAACAGCCGCACCACGCGGCUCAACCCCCGAAUUGGACGUUAUCUUGGAAUCACUAAAUCGAAGGAAAAAUUCGAGUAAUCGAAUUACGAAAAUUAUGAAUUAUAAUGGAGAAAAAAAAUCGAAUUAAGAAAACAUUUUUAAAUAUCGAAGAUACUAAAAACAUCGUAGAUUUGUCGUAGAAGAUUGGCUUCCAGGUUUAUGCAAGUUUACUACUUUUUACAAGUUUAAAUCAUAUAAUUUGUACGUUUACGAUUUCUCUGUUUUUACGCUGAAUGUUUUUUCGCGUUUCCACAAAAUAUUACUAGUAUACUGUAUUCAUCUGCGCUUUAUAAAUGUAUAAAAAAAGUAUGUAUUCGCUUUUCGCACGUAAAAUUACGUGAAAACUGUAACGUUUCCCGUAAAUGUAACGUUAUUUCUUUUUAUUUUAUUUUAUUUUCAUUUCUUUUUGUUUUGCCCGUUUUAUUGAAUCUUUUUCUUUCUUUCUGUUCUCUCUCUCUAUUUCUCUUUUCUCUAAACCAACAUCUUAAUUUUAAAAUGUCAUGG